CGCACGCCGCACCCUCGCCUCGCUCCGCUACUCGCGAACUUUCACCAACUUUUUGAACGAGAAAAAGUGCGCAGUGCUCUGAACAAAAUUGGAUGCAAAUUAGUUACCACUCUGUGUGGUGUGUGUUUGUAGCAGAGAACAGUUCUGUUUGGAAUGAUGGAGUUUAAUUGAAGCGGAAUGGUUUCCACACCAUGAGACCUUGCGGCGGGUUCGGAUAGCAGGCCUCGGUUUGGGGAUGCGCGUGAGUGGACCACGGAGCAGCAUGGCCGCGCACGCGAGCUCGCGCGUUUUCCUGCUGGCGCUUACGUUGCUCUGCCGAGAGGGCGUGUCGAGCCUGGAGCUGCUGGAGCUGCGCGUACCGGCGCACGUGCCGCUGGGCACGCGGCCGUCGCUGUCCUGCCGCUGGCAGCUCGGCCCCACAGACGUUCUGUACUCCGUCAAGUGGUACAAGGAUGGGAAGGAGUUCUUCCGACACGUGCCGAAAGACACGGAACCGCGCAGGAAGUUCCCGCUGCCCGGAGUCGAUGUUGAGAGGUCAAGUACAAAUGGGGCUAACGUGACGCUCUUCCCGGCGAUCCUGGAGACCGGCGGGCGCUACCGCUGCGAGGUGUCGGGCGAGCGGCCGCUGUUCCCCACCGUGUCAGACCACUCGGACAUGACCGUCGUAGCACUUCCAAACCAUGGGCCCACGAUCACAGGGUCCAAGCUUCGGUAUCAGAUCGGCGACCGAGUGCAGGUGAACUGCACGUCGGGACGGUCGCGGCCGGCGACGCGGCUGGCGUGGUACGUGAACGGAGAGCCCGCGCCGCCCGCCGCGCUGCAGCCGCCGGUGCACGAGACGCACCCCGACGGCCUGGAGACCACCAGCCUGGAGCUCGACUUCAAAGUCAAGCCGAAGCACUUCAGGAGGGGCGAUUUGAAACUUAAGUGUCUCGCAACGAUAGCGACAGUGUACUGGCGCAGCAACGAAGAGAGCGUGCAAGGCGAGCGCAUGAAGGGGUACGCGCGCUCGCGAGAGGUGAGCGAGGGCGCGUCGCGCGCCGACCGCGUGCAGGCGGCGGGCAAGCCCGGCGCCGCGCCGCGCGCGCUGCCCGCGCUGCCGCUGCCCGCGCUGCUGCCGCCCCUGGCGCUCUUACUGGCCAACCCCGUCAUACGAAUAUACACCUAAAACACUCCAAACGAUCACGCAGACACUUUAGUGUGUUCGGGUUUACGGUGCAAAAACAAUCAUUCUGAUUAGAUAAUAUAAUUAUUGUAAAGAUACGCUUGAAUCUGUGUAGCUGAAUAAAAGUUAUAUUUAUAAACGCGUGAGAUAUACUGUGCCAUUGUCGGAGUAAUCAUUAUUACUUACCUUGAUGUUUUAUCACCUCGAAUUCCAAAGAUAUAUUAUUUUACCAAGAUUUUGUCUAACCAAAGUAGAGGCAUUUUGUAAUUUACAUAUCAAAUUCUUUUAUGUUGUACAUUUGCGUGAUUAAGGGUAAUCUAUAGGUAUCGAUACGUCAGUGAGUAAUUACGUAGCAGUUAUUUGUGGUUCCAAUUAUGAACCACACGUGACAUAUCAUUAAAAUCAGAUUUCGAUAUUUUAUUGCAAAAAAAUGUUAUCAUGUACAUAUUACGGUGAGCGGUUAAAUUGGUGCAUAUGCAUAGUAGUUUUAAGUCACGUGCAUUUGAUUAGGCUCAUGCAAGAACUAUAUACUUACUUAAAUAAACUUAUGAAAGUUAUGAAUAUUAAAAUAUUUCUCUAUUUAGGUAACCGUUAGAAAUAACCUGUCAAUGUGGGUAUUUUUUGGAAGUGCUUUAAAAGCUGAUGAUCAUUUAUCACCGGACACUAUGUUCGCGUAAAUACCGUAAAAUUUAAGUUUCAAGUUAAAUCCCUAGAAUUAUUAUUUAUUAACAACGUUAUGCAAACCAUUAAAAAGAUAUGAUCUUGUUUACAGAAUCUCCAUAUUGCAGCACCAUUAACCAAAUUAAAACCGAAAUAAAUUACACAUAUGAAAGAAAAAGUGACCAAGGCGUCCAGUGCCUGA
This is a messenger RNA of Leguminivora glycinivorella, 2027 nucleotides long. RefSeq lists its product as uncharacterized. The record is from RefSeq and is a predicted model, not a curated record. Bases 236 to 1168 code for a protein of 310 amino acids. The transcript is spliced from 7 exons. NCBI's taxonomy places the organism in Eukaryota, Metazoa, Arthropoda, Insecta, Lepidoptera, Tortricidae.